Zingiber officinale is the source of this 3067-nucleotide messenger RNA. RefSeq lists its product as uncharacterized. NCBI's taxonomy places the organism in Eukaryota, Viridiplantae, Streptophyta, Magnoliopsida, Zingiberales, Zingiberaceae. The transcript has 4 exons. Bases 133 to 1449 code for a protein of 438 amino acids. The record is from RefSeq and is a predicted model, not a curated record.
UACCUCCUUUAACGCUCUCCCCUUCACUUCUCUCUCUCCCUCUCUCUCUCUCUCUGCUGCUCCAUCGCGACGAAGAAGAAGAAGAAGAAGAAGCCGAGGAAAAAGCUCGACGGAUUCACAGCGGACGGUUCCAUGGACCGAUGCCCUUUUAUUCGGAUAAUCGUCGGCAACCUCGCGCUAAAGGUUCUUGUGCCGCCGGCGCCCUCCGCCUCCCCCUGCUUCGCGAAGAUCCGCUUUGGCAAGUUCCCUCAACAGACCGCCAACGUUCCGAUCAUAGCUUCCGAUGGAAACUCCGUCUUAGACAACACGGAUUCCAUUGCCGGCCUGUUCCACCUAUCCAAGGCUGAUCUUGAUAGAAUCGCUGGAAAGUCGUCGCUUUUCGCCUCCUCCGCCAGCCGCGAUAAACUUAAUGUCUCCGUCUACACCGGCUCGCAGUCGCAGGGGGGUUCCUUCUGGUUGAGCUCCGGGAAGCUUCUUGGCAAGUUCACGAUGCGGCUGGACCUGAAGGGAAUCGCAAAGGACGGCGGGACGAGGGAGGCGAUGGAGUUCCACAGCGGCUGGGUCUCCAUCGGUAAGAAGACGGCAAAGAUUGGAAAAGGCUCCCCUUCUUCCUCCUGGUCAUCGGAGGCGCAGUUAUAUCUGACGGUGAAGGCCGAGCCCGACCCUCGGUUUGUGUUCGAGUUCGACGGCGUGCCGGAAUGUAGCCCUCAGGUUCUACAAGUAAAGGGUAAAAUGAGGCAGCCGGUCUUCACCUGCAAAUUUAGCUGCCGCAAUGCCGUCGAUCGCGACAUAUGCUCCAGGGCGGCGGUUUCGGAGUCACGGAGCAGCAGGAAAUGGCUUUCGUCGUUCGGGUCGGAGCGGGAACAGCCGGGGAAGGAGCGGAAGGGCUGGUCGGUGACCAUCCACGACCUCUCCGGGUCGCCUGUGGCUCUCGCUUCCAUGGUGACCCCCUUCGUGGCCACCCCCGGGACCGACCGAGUGAACCGCUCCAACCCUGGUGCAUGGCUCGUGCUCCGCCCCGUGGACGGCACCUGGACCCCGUGGGGGCGUCUCGAGGCCUGGCGCGAGCGCGGAGGCGCCGGCGCCGGCGACAACCUCGGCUACCGCUUCGCGCUCCUCCCGGACGACACCGUAGGAACCAGCAUCAACCUGUCGGAGUCCACCAUCAGCACCGUCAAGGGAGGGCAAUUCGUCAUCGACCUGACUGGCGCAACCGGCCCCAGCCGACACUUCUCGAGCCACCGCGGGUUUGUGAUGUCGGUGACGGUGGCGGGGGAAGGGCGCGGCGGCCGGCCGACGGUGGAGGUGGCGGCGCAGCACAUCGGGUACUCGGAGGACGCGGCGGUGUUCGUGGCGCUGGCCGCCGCCGUGGACCUGAGCAUGGACGCCUGCCGCCUUUUCUCGCAGAGGCUGAGGAAGGGGCUGAGCGCGCCGGACUUGCUGCGGUGACCCAAACCCCACCACGAACACACCAACAAACAAGUAGCUUCUCUAUCAUCUCCUCCUCUCCUUGUACAGUACAGUCAUGGCGUCGGCAAUGCUGCUAACAGAAGCUCUUCAUCUUUGCCAUUAAAGACGCACACUUCUUUGUCUCUGCUGUAAAUCCACUGUAGCAGGAAGCCAUCUCGCCCUCUUCCCCUCGCACAGUGUUGACCUAAAUCCCAGCAUGGAUGGAGAAGCUCUGAUAGGAGAAAAGGAGACUUCUUCAGGUUUUUAUUUAGGAUUGCUGUGCGUUGGGUGACUCUAAAGCUAGAAUCUGGCAUCACAAAACCUUCCUGGGCAUCAGUGAUCUUCAUGAUGCGGCAGGCUUCCAUUAGGAAUCAAAGGAACAAAGGAAUGAGGUUAAACAGUUUCCUUCAGAUUUGCAUCUUGACUCUUGUGUUCUUCUGGUUGCUUUAUCAGUUGAAACACUCUUUUGACAAGAAGAAGGGACCGGAUGAACACGGAUCGAGAAGUUUAAACAAUGCCGUCGACAGCCAUCCAGAAUUUACAGUCCUUGGCCGGAAAACCCUCCCCCCGCAUGACCAGGGCAUCGUUUCUGAAGGUAAAGUCAGUAACGAGGAUAAAGAACAUGAAGAAGAAGUCGAGAAAGGCGAAGAAGACGCAGAAUCCCAGCACACAAUGGACGACGAAGUGGCCAAAGAGAUUCCGGAAGAUGGGAUUGAUGAGCUAGAUAAUGAGCAAGAAGAUGAGCAGGAUUAUGAAGCUGAGGAUGGAGACGAUGCUGGAAAUGAAGAAGAAAAAGAUGAACAAGUCGAGGAGGCUGAGUUCCUGGAUGACCAAGACCCUGAGGAAGAUUCUUUACUAGAGGCACAUGAAAAAGGCCAUCGGGACCGAUCGAACGGAACUGGAGAUAGGAAUAACCGCAAUGUCGGUAAUAAUUCUACCAUCACUGAUCUUGCUGAUCUACAAAAUGAUAUCGACUAUAACAAUAGCCUAACCACAAGUGGAUCUUCUGUUGAGAAAUUGGAGCAAGAUGUUUCUCCUAUCAAUCAUUCAAAGCUAAAGGGCAACCUUCUUACAGCAGGAGUGUUGGAUGUUCGAGUGAAUCGACAAACCAAUGAAAAUCUAGGAAAGAACAACCUUCUUCCACUUGACAAUGAAGCUCUCAUCCAGAGCAUAGGUAAUGCUCAAAAUAGCGCGAUAUCUUUGCAGAGAAAUGAUAACUCAAACACAACUCUGGCAUAGACUGUCUGAUGUUUCUCUUGCUGCAAAUGACAAUGUAGCAGAGAGCCAUUCAGCUAAAGAUUCACGCAAUGUUCUAUCGACCUUAACCCGACGAGUAAAGAGUGCGGCCGGGCGGGUUGGAAUAUGGAUUGGAGUCCAUUCUGUCAUGUAAAAGAUCUAAGUUAGUAGACUCUGCUUUCUUACUAGUCUUUCUCAUUCAGGUGUGCUCAUGCUCUACUUCAAUUAUGCUUUGCUUAUGUGUUGGGUUAAUGCCAAGCAUUCCCAAUGGCAUGUUUUCUCUAGAUAAGAUCCAGAUGUCAAUGAAAGAGUAGCUUUAGAAGAACAUUCUCAUGUCCUCUUCUUCUUCUUAAUAUUCAAGCAAACUACUGUUGUGGAAUUA